This is a messenger RNA of Peromyscus maniculatus bairdii (prairie deer mouse), 9320 nucleotides long. It is a transcript of the gene Lifr, whose product is annotated as LIF receptor subunit alpha. NCBI's taxonomy places the organism in Eukaryota, Metazoa, Chordata, Mammalia, Rodentia, Cricetidae. The record is from RefSeq and is a predicted model, not a curated record. Gene Ontology annotation, biological process: positive regulation of cell population proliferation; cytokine-mediated signaling pathway. Gene Ontology annotation, molecular function: oncostatin-M receptor activity; cytokine binding; ciliary neurotrophic factor receptor binding. Gene Ontology annotation, cellular component: signaling receptor complex; membrane; external side of plasma membrane.
ACGGGGGCACCGGAACCGCGGCUGUGGUCGGGCUGGCUCCUUGGCGAUUGCAAGUCCCGGGUUGCAGGGUCCGGACUGCCCCCGGGGCGGCGGCCGGCUGGGAUGGCAAGAUAGCGGCGCGGGAGCGGUCGGACUGACUCCGUAGCGCAGACAAUGGGUGUUUACUCCUGGUGGAAGCAGCCAUCCUGGAUGGCGGACAAUAAAAGGAUGGGAAUGACUCCAGCCUUGCCCCGGCUCCUGUCAGCUCUGACGCUUCUGCAUCUGACAGCGCAAGUACAUAGUCUGAAGAAGGGGGCAAUUGAAGAUUUCAAAUGUACAACCAACAAUAUGCAGGUGUGGGACUGCGCGUGGACAGAACCCUUUGGGAUCAGCCCUGGAACUGUUAAAGAAGUUUGUUUUAAAGACAGGCUCCGUUCUUGCCGUCGAUUAGAGACAACAAACAUUAAAAUUCCAGCUCUUUUACCUGGUGAUCAUGAAGUAACCAUCAAUUACAUAAAUGGCUUCCAAAGUAAAGUCACACUGAAUGAAAAAGAUGUUUCUUUAUUUCCAGCUACUCCUGAGAUUUUGAGUUUGUCUGCUGACUUCUCGACCUCCACGUUACUCCUGAAGUGGAACGACGGAGGUUCUGCCCUGCCACACCCCUCGAAUGCCACCUGGGAAAUUAAGGUCCUUCAGAAUACGAGCGCGGAACCCAUCAAAUUAGUAUCAUUCAACACAACACUAAGUGGUAAAGAUACAGUUCACCACUGGAAUUGGACCUCAGACCUGCCCUUGGAAUGUGCUCCUCACUCUGUGGGGAUUAGAUGGUACAUUGACUAUCCUCGCUUCUCUGGUUCUAAGGGGUGGAGUGACUGGAGCCUGCUCAAGACCGUCUCUUGGACUCCUAACUCUGAGAGCAUUGUCUUCCCUCAAGACAAAGUGAUUCUUGCAGGCUCGGACAUAACAUUUUGUUGUGUAAGUCCAACGAAGGUGAAGUUUGGACAGAUUGGCAGUACACCUCAAACUCUUAUCCAUCUUUAUGGGGAAAGCGUUGCCAUCCAUAUCCGGAAUAUUUCUGUUUCUGAGAACAGUGGAACAAAUGUGGUUUUCACAACAGACGAUAACGUGUAUGGAACGGUUGUCUUUGCAGGCUAUCCGCCUGAUGUUCCCCAAAAGCUGAAUUUUGAGACACAUGAUUUCAAAGAGAUUAUAUGUACCUGGGAUCCAGGGAGGCCAACAGGUCUGGUGGGCCCACGAGAAACAGAUUACACUUUAUUUGAAAGCAUUUCGGGAAAAAUCAUCAUACAUAAAAGACCGGACACACUUACAAAUGAAAGCUAUCGAUUAGUCUUCCCAGUGCUUCCAGACCAAGAGAUCUAUAACUUCACCCUGACUGGUCGGAACCCACUGGGACAGGCAGAAUCGGUAGCAAUCAUCAAUGUAACUGAAAGAGUUGCUCCUCAUGUGCCUGUUUCGCUGAAAUUGAAGGACAUCAAUUCAACAGUUGUGAUACUUUUCUGGCAUUUACCAGGAAAUUUUGCCAAGAUUAAUCUCCUAUGUCAAAUUGAAAUUCGUAAAACUAAUUCAGAACAAGAAGUGCGGAAUGCCACACUCAAAGGAGCCGAGGAUUCCACUUAUCUUAUGGCUGUGGACAAAUUAAGUCCAUAUACUACAUACACUUUCCGGGUGCGUUGUUCUGCUGAAACUUUCUGGAAAUGGAGCAAGUGGAGCAAUGGAAAGCGGCAUUUAACCACAGAAGCCAUUCCUUCAAGGGCACCGGAUACUUGGAGAGAGUGGAGCUCUGAUGGAAAAAACUUAAUUAUCUAUUGGAAGCCUUUACCCAUGAGUGAAGCUAAUGGGAAAAUACUUUCCUACAAUGUGUCGUGUUCAUCAGAUGAGGAGACGCGGUCCCUUUCUGAGAUCCUGGAUCCUCAACACAGAGCCGAGAUACGGCUUGACAGACACGACUACAUCAUCAGUGUGGUGGCAAGAAACUCUGCUGGCCCAUCACCGCCUUCUAAGAUAGCUAGUACGGAAAUCCCAAAUGAUGACAUCAUAGUAGAGCAAGCCGUUGGCAUGGGAAAGAGGAUCUUCCUCUCGUGGCAUCACGACCCCAACAUGACCUGUGACUACGUCAUUAAAUGGUGCAACUCAUCUCGUUCUGAGCCCUGCCUCAUGGACUGGAUAAAGGUCCCUUCAAACAGCACUGAGACUGUAAUAGAAUCUGAUCAAUUUCAGUCAGGAGUAAGAUAUAAUUUUUACCUCUAUGGGUGCACUGAUCAGGGAUAUCAAUUGCUGCGGUCUAUAAUUGGAUAUAUAGAAGAAUUAGCCCCCAUCGCCGCGCCCAAUUUUACCGUGGAAGAUACAUCUGCAGACUCGAUAUUAGUGAAGUGGGAGGACGUCCCCGUGGAAGAGCUCCGGGGCUUCUUGAGAGGGUAUUUAUUUUACUUCCAGAAAGGGGAGAGAGAGACGCCUAAGACGAGGAGUUUCGAGACAGGUCAUUCUGACAUCAAGCUCAAGAAUAUCACUGACAUAUCCCAGAAGACGCUGAGGAUCGCUGAUCUUCAGGGUAAAACCAGUUACCACCUGGUCCUGCGAGCCUAUACACAUGGUGGCCUGGGUCCAGAGAAAAGCAUGUUUGUGGUGACCAAGGAGAACUCGGUGGGAUUAAUUAUCGCCAUCCUCAUCCCAGUGGCCGUGGCUGUCAUUGUUGGGGUGGUAACAAGUAUCCUUUGCUAUCGGAAGCGAGAAUGGAUUAAGGAAACGUUCUACCCCGAUAUUCCCAACCCAGAAAACUGUAAAGCGUUGCAGUUUCAGAAGAGCAUCUGCGAGGGGAGCAAUGCUCUUAAAACAUUGGAAAUGAAUCCCUGUACCCCAAAUAAUGUCGAAGUUCUGGAAUCCCGAUCAAUCGUUCCUAAAAUAGAAGAUACAGAAAUCAUCUCCCCAGUGGCAGAGCGUCCCGGGGAAGGCUCCGAGGCAGACCCUGAGAACCACGUGGUUGUGUCUUACUGCCCACCCAUCAUCGAGGAGGAAAUAGCAAACCCCACAGCAGAUGAAGCGGGAGGGACUUCCCAGGUCGUGUACAUUGAUGUUCAAUCCAUGUAUCAGCCUCAAGCCAAACCAGAGGAGGAACAGGACGUUGACCCCGGGGUGGUGGCAGGCUAUAAGCCACAGAUGCGCCUCCCCAUUAACCCUGCCGUGGAGGACCCAACAGCAGAAGAUGAGGCAGAUAAGGCCGCAGGUUACAGACCUCAGGCCAAUGUGAAUACGUGGAAUUUGGUCUCUCCAGAUUCCCCGAGGUCCACGGACAGCAACAGUGAAAUUGUCUCUUUUGGAAGUCCGUGCUCCAUCAAUUCCAGGCAAUUUUUGAUUCCUCCUAAAGAUGAAGACUCUCCUAAAUCUAACGGAGGAGGGUGGUCCUUUACAAACUUUUUCCAGAACAAACCAAACGACUAAACUAGUCACCCUUCGUCACUUUAGUCCGCCAUCUCAAGCUCUCACUGCUGGUGUUCCCGGCAGUAGCCGGGGCAUUCCUGGAGGGACCCUGCAAAUGUUGACAGUCAGGGACCGUCACUCUGGGCAAGUGACACUGCAAGUGUUACUGAGCUUUUAAUGUGUCCUAAAGCCAAAACACAGUGACUCAGAAACCUCAGCCACGGAAACUUAAGAUUUGAAGCUGUUUUUGAUUGAGCCAAAGAAUCCUCCAGAAGGAUUUCACGACUAACUCUGCCUAGUACAUAUAUGCAAAACAAGUCUCACAACCGUCUGCUGUUAAUGGUUUUUCUCUUCUUUGUAUGUUAUGGAAUUCCAAGUGGAUUUACGGGCAAGGAAGAAAAAUGUACAAGUCAAAGUAAUGUUAGUGUGCCUGACAUUUACUGCGGUCUAGAGGAAAACCAAGCACAGAUUUUAAAACUUUUAUGAUGUCUCCAUCCACAGCAUUUACAAAAGUGAAAACUUAGUUUUUAACGUAGCAGUAGCGAUCUGGUGUUCUGUUGGAUAGAGUGUGCUGAUGUCUGUGCCUAUCUGGUAUUCCAGUUGAUGGAGCGCGCUGAUUUCUCUGCCUACUGUAUAAUGGUUGUCAAACAGUUGUCUCAGGGGUACAAACUUGGAAAAACAAGUGUGACACUGACCAGCCCGAAUCAGAAUCACAUUGUCCUGCUUUAGUGGGGUGUGAAGACCUCUCUCCUAUCACGUAGCGUGCACGCUAGCUUACGUUCUGCGGCCCAUUGUCCUAAUGUUGGGAAUUUCUAGAACUCUAUCCAAAUUUUCUCUGUUUUUGUUUUGUGUUACAGUGUCUGCUUUGUAGGAGCAAAUUCAACAUUACUCACAAGUAUAUAAUUGUAACGAGUUACUAUGUAAGAUGACUACUAAGAAUAGCUACUAGUGUAUGCUGGCGCCAAGCUCUGCUAAGGCUCAGUUCCCUGAGAAGGUAUGCCAUUAAGCCUGACCAAUAGCUGAUGAUGAUCUUUGGGGCCUCUCAGUAGCUUUUUCCACUGCUCGUGAGUCACAGCCCCUCCAUCCUCAGCAACUGGUGGUCCAGGCUCUCAGACCCAAUCUUCAAAUCCAUAAGCUUAAACCUAAAGGGAGAUUAUUUCUCCCCAGAGCAGCUAGUAGAGGAUGAUUUUAAUAGAAGUCCUAAAACUUAUGGAAUUGGUGGGGAGUGGCCUGUGGUGGUUCUGUAAGCCGUGAAGAGCUGGGUCCUGAGUACAGCACCCUCCAUCUACCCUGGUUUCUCAGCAAUGUGGACAGUGACUGUGGUUCUAGGAAAAGCAGAGUAAAACCCUAAAAUUUAGGUUGUGUAUUUGCUCUGCCUUUGGAUUGUCAAAUUACGUGACAGUUUGAAACCCCUGAAUAGAAAGCCUUUGUUUUGUUUCAUCUGAAGUCCCCCAAAUUUUGCAGAUAAUGGAUUGUUUUUUUUUUUAAGUUCAUGUUUAAUCUUAAUUUUUCCUUUUUUUUUUUCUUUUUAAUGUACCUCUGGCUGUCUGAGUUCACUGCGUAGACCAGGCUGCCCUCAAACUCACAAGAGAUCCACCUGCCUCUGCUUCCUGAGCGCUGGGAUUAAAGGCAUGCACCACCAUGCCGGGCUUCAUAUUUUAUCUUUUUAAAAGUCAUGUGGGGAAAAAAAAAUUGCAGGGUGACAAGGGACAAAAAUCUAAUAGUCAAUGCAUGGUCCUGUUUUUAACCUUAGGAUUCAACUACAUUUUGGAUAUGAUGGUUUGUGAAAUGAAAUUCAAUUAGUUAUGCAUUUAUAUAGUAUAUAGAAGGUAGAUAAUAACUCUUAGAAAUUCUCAGUAACGAAAAAUACUCCAAACUAGAAGCACCUCCAAAGAGUUUAAUUUGUCUUCCUUGUGCCCUCUCUGGCUCCUUCUCGACCCUCCAGGCAGCCACUCUGAGCUCCUGUUGCCAUCCUCGCCCUGAUGCAUCUUGUUACGGCUUCUGCUCUGCUUGCCCUCGGCUCGUGCCUCCUUCCCCGCCGCAGCUUAUCAGUUUCAUAUUCCAUCUAACGAGGGCGAGUGUCUGUGGAGGUAGUCACUUAUCAUCCUGAACGACAUUAACUCGAGAACACAAGGAAAGGCCAGGGGAAAUGGGCUCAUCCUGUCAUCCAUGCCCCUUUCCUGUGGGCGUCUAGAGUGAAGGGCGUUAGAAUCCUGCUCAUGUCACCCUGCUUCUGAAUCCCAUUCUCAAGAACCACUGGGCUAGGAGAAGCGGGGUACCCGUGGAUUAUUUUAGGAAAAUGUGGCUGGGUGCUGUCUUUCCAUCCCUGUGCGGUAUGGUUACUGCUGCAGUUCCUCCUGAGUUGUGCAGGCAGAAGACUAAACAGAGAACAGGGGGGACAGGGACACGCAGGACAUGUUGUCACCCUUCUGUCCGCCUGUUUCACUCAGAUUUCCGUGUGAGCAGUGGAGACUUGGGGGGCCGGGGGGCGGUCUCAUCAUACUCGUGAGUGGCCAUUUUAACCCAUAGUUAAUUUAAAGGUAUUCUCAAACACAGGCUUUUGGCAUGAGGGCUGUGAGUCGUGUGCCACAUUGAUUCGCACAUCUGUCCCUUCUGGAUCCCCCCCCCCCCCAGUUGUUGAACCUGUGCUGUCCUGGAUUGGAGAUGGCAGUCCCGCGCAUCUGCAAUGUUGAGCUGUGUUUCUGCGCCCUGUGUGAUAGAGGGGCUUUUGUUCCUGCUGCUGGCAACAGAAGCAGCUAUUCAUCGGAAAACUCGAGGGAGGAAGUGUCAGCCUCAUUUUCCACAUUAGCAUUGCUUUCAUGGCUCCUGGGACUUGAAGGAUUGCAUUCAGAGCACCCAGUGCCAUCGUCGUACCCAGAAAUGGUAGAAAGUCCCAUUCUUUUAGACCUUCCUGCAAACUCAGGUCUUGUUUAGAAAUGUCUCCUGUCCCAGGAAUACUGUCUGUAUUUAUCAAAAUAUCACAGUCCUUUCUGUGUUAAAUGUAAUUUAGUGAAAGGCUAGAGAAUUUUCCCUCCCCAUGGGAAUUCACGAUCAAUGUCGUGGUAUUUUUCAAUUAAAGGACUUCUUAAUAUGUCAGUAUGCAGAAAGUAUUAUCUCAAAGUUUCUUACUGUUCAGGCACUUCAUCUGGUGAAACUUGUUUGUUUGCACUUAAGGUAGUUUUUGCUUUUUCUCAUUUCAAACUGUGUUAGAAUUAGUGAAAGGACUUUGAAAGUGUAAUCCUUGGCUUCCCAAGUGAAAUAUGGGGGGAGGGUCAUUAGCUGCUAAUGCCUGGCACACAGUGGAAGCUCAGUGGCUGUAUUGCUGGAAUUCCUUUCCACUGUUACAAAUUCAGCAGAACUGUCUGGAAGGAUGAUCAAGAUUAAGAUGUAGCUUGCAUCUAUCUGAAAGAUUUGAAUAUACGAUGGAAGCGGCCCCACAGUUUGAGGAAAAACUGAGAGGACUCACCAGACAGUUCAUCAGACACUGUCAGCGUACUUUUUUAACUGUGUAGAGCUUGCUUUUAUGUGAAGAGUACUCCAUUUGGAGACGUGUUUGUACCAAUCUAGCAUAUGUUAUGGGGAGCGAUGCAUGUGAGCUUAAGUGAUUCAUAGCAGAACUUACUCUCUUUGUGAAAUAUUUUGAACUGAUAUUUUCUGCUGAAACAGUUUCAUACUGUCAUAUCUGUCUUCCCUCUCAUAUCCAGAACCAAAAAAAAAUUUACAGAAGGGGUGGGGGGUGGGGUGAAGUGUGGCCAAACUUAUAGGACAUUGAUCUUUUAGAUAUAACCCUAGAAUAUCCUUCAAAUUCAUUUAGCUUGAAUCAUGAUUCUGCCCCAGUACGAUUCAUGCUGUUUAAACCUCUCAGUUUACCAGGGUCGUUAGAUUUUUUUUUACUCCUUUUCAAUUACUGCUUUUAUCUCGAUAACUGCAUGAUCAUGUUCAUACUGAUUAUAUUACAGAUGAAUUAUUUCUAAAUGUAGGCAUAAAGGAUGGAGAAUGACAUUUGGCUGAGUAAUACCAAGUUUUGUUUCAUCUUGUUAGAGUUUCUGGGGCUGUUAUUUGCUCUAGAAUAUCCACAUGUUUCUAAUUAUGAUAUUAGAUUAUGACUGGAUCCCAUUGUUUUUAACCAGAGUAGUACCUGUUCUCCCUGCAUUAUGAAUGAUAAUUUUUGUCCAAGGUGUAAAUAGAAUUUGCUUAAGUUAAAUUCUAACUGUGGUAUACUUUUAUUAUAAAUAAACCAUAACUGAUUGCACAUUAACUAAAUAUAAAUCCAUAAUAAUUUUUAUUACUUUUUGGUUGCUAGAACUGAAUACCUUAAAAAUGAAAAAAAUGCUGAGAAAAAAAUGACAAUGAAAUUAAUGUUUAUUACAUUCAUAUGUAAUAUGUCUUUAAGAUCACCUUUGUACUACUAGUCAAUCAGAACUGUAAAAGUAAGUAUUACAGACUUUUUGCUGUACUUAUGCCUAAAAUAUUGGGUAUGUCUAAUUUGCUGGCUACUUAAAUUUAUUCUGUUUCCUUAUGUGCACUUUUAUUUUUAAUUAUUCCAUUUUAAAUGGGCAGUUUCAACUUCUGAACUCACUUCCAGAUAUUCCAGUAGCAUAUCCUCAAAUAUCAAAAUAUUUUUAGGUGAUAAUCCUGUCUUCCUUAAGUCACGGGCAGCUCAGUACUUUGGUAGGUAGUUGUAGGACAGAAUGCUGAAUAAUAGUUUUCAGAUGAUAGUCUCCCUGUUUGAACCAAAUAUUGUCAUGCAUCUUCUCCUAGUAGGUCAAUUAUUAACCCCUGGUUCCUUCUAUUUAAUUUUCCUGCCAAUAUAUUAUUUAAGAACAUAUGAAAUACCACGGUAAAGCGUUGAAGCAUAAACCCUGUUCAGCUCUUUGUGGUGGGUUAGGUAUUAUGGGAUACCCUGAGACAGAGCAGCUGCUGAAAUAUAUUUCCAUUCAGAGCUGCUAUGAAAGGAUUGUUCUGGAUAGAAAGACAGAUAUCCUGAGUCUGAGAUGGUUCCAACUUACGGGUGUAUUCAAAGGUAAAAUAAGCCGUCUAAAAUUACUCAGUGUUCCUAGUAAGAUGUUUUCAAAAUGAUUUUUUUUUUUUACCAAAUCUUCCAUUAGCUGAUCAUAAGCCAUUAUCUCUGUAACACUAAGAAAUUGCCAUUUUUUCCUUUCAGAUUUGCAUUACAGUGCGUUACUGUUUACAAAAUACACAUACUGUGAACAGAUAUAAGUUUUUGUCUUGUAUAAGGUAGAAUGAAUGUUUUUUUAAGAUGGUGUUGUGUUAAAUAUUUUUAGGUUUUUAUAAGUAGUAACUGUUUACUAACUUUUGUUUGAUCAGGUGUGUGUAUGUGUAGCCGAGAGAAGAUAGACAUUGCGGUCUCCAUAAUUACCCCUUUUCAUUUUCUGUCAAGUUACCACUACAGACAUUUUUGUGUUAACACAAAUCAUCGGUUAUGAUGUGCAAUACCUAAAAUCAUGUUUAAUCCUAUAAGGAGUCUUUUACAAAUGCAUAUACAGGAAGUAAACCAAAUUGAUAUGUGUGUGACUCACUAUGACUCACAGAAUUCUGAGUUGAGUAUGGAAAAAAACAGCACUCAAGGAGAUUGAUAACUGAAGUAUUUCCAGUCUUGUGAAAUUUUGAAUAUAAAUUAUGUUGCUGUUAGAAUGGGAAAUUUGAGCAUUUUAUAUCAUAAUUUCCGAGGUUAGCUUCCAUGUCUUUUGGGAAACAUGAUUAUCACAAGAACAUAGAAUAUGUAAAUAGCCUAUUACUAAGACACUACAAAUAUAAAACUAGUAUCGCUUGACUGUUAAUUCUAUAAAGAUGUUACCUAUGUCUGUUUUUAAAACAUGCAUGUAUUUAACAAUUUUAUCAUAGUAUUGUCUUGGAAAGAAAUAAAUAUAUUUUCUUACAUCUUA